This is a messenger RNA of Schistosoma rodhaini, 1187 nucleotides long. Lineage: Eukaryota; Metazoa; Platyhelminthes; Trematoda; Strigeidida; Schistosomatidae. The record is from the annotation of a GenBank genome assembly.
GAUUCUAAACUUUAUAAUAAGUUACAUAAUAUAAGUACAACUUCAGAUAUAAUUUACUGAUAAGAUUCAAAUGCAACUCAUUAAGACAAUCUUAUAUUUAAACUAUCAAGGUCAUUCGAAUUUAUAUAUCUUUAGUGAUGAUAAACAAAAACUAAAGAGGACUAAUUAACCAAUCACAAACUAUCAUUUAUUUGAUGCAAAACACUAUAUAUAUAUAUAAUAUUACCAAAGGUAGCAUCGUAUUAAGAUUGAAAUUGUACAAUUAUAUAUGAAAACUGAUUAUAAAGUACCCUUUAAUUAUUUUUACAUCAAUAGAGAGAAUAUUAAAUCUCUCUUCUAAAGAGAAACAUUUACUGUUAAGAAACUAUGAAAUUCUAUCUACAUAGAUCUUAUUUUCUAAAAGGGAAAUUAAAAUAAUGCCAAAAACGAAAAUAGUGGAAAGUGGACCAUUUUCAGAAAAUGAAGAACUAUGUAUUAAAUAUUGGUGUGAUAAUGGAGAUAAUUGGGAUUUCUUUACCAUGAUAACAGGUUUAUUAUUGUUAAUUAUGGGAUUAAUUUGUUCUAUCAUUGAAGUUGGUUAUAUACUUUAUACAUAUCGUAUACAAUGUUACUGUGUUGGUUUAUGGUGUUCUGGAGGUUUUCUAUUAAUUGGUACUCUUGCUAUGGGAUUAUAUCAUUAUGAAUCAGUCCCAUCAGCAUCAUUUAUGUUAUUCUGUGUAAUGUGUGACUUAUUAUUUGGUAUAGUUAUGCCACUGAUUGAAAUUGUUUUCACAAUUAACUGUGGUAAAUUAAAUGUUUUAUAUUAUCUAAUCACAAUGAUCUGCAUACUAGUUGGAUUAAUAAGUAUUGUACAUACAUUUUUUGUAACAAGAGAACUUUUAAAAUUACGACGACAGUUCUAUCGUGAAGGAUAACUCAGUACCAAAUGAAAAUAGAGACGUAUUGAAAGAGAUUUUAAAAAACAAAACAGAACAAUAAAACAAUAUAAAGGAAGAGUUAACUUUCUCUGGAUGAUCAGAACAGAUAUACACAUGAGUUGCUUCUCUCUUUCAACAAAAAUACUACUUAUUCAUUAAGAAGUACAUUUGUAUAUUUUUAGUACGGAUGCUUGAACGAUGAAAAGUAAGAUCUACAUACGUUUCUUUAAUUUAAUGUUUGGUUGAAUAAAAAGAAUUUUAAUACUUCAA